This is a messenger RNA of Penicillium alfredii, 1041 nucleotides long. RefSeq lists its product as uncharacterized. The record is from RefSeq and is a predicted model, not a curated record. Lineage: Eukaryota; Fungi; Ascomycota; Eurotiomycetes; Eurotiales; Aspergillaceae. The transcript is spliced from 2 exons. Bases 1 to 1041 code for a protein of 346 amino acids.
AUGCAGAUCCACCUCGACAGCCCCAGCCGGGGGUACCUGCCGGGCGCACUCGUUAAGGGCGAAGUCGAGCUGGACCCCUCGAUGGAUGGCGAAUGCGGCACGCUGAGUAUCAUUUUCAGCGGGAGAUCCAUGGUCGAAUUAAACGCGUGGAGCGUCGGCCCCGGCGACUACGGCACCAGCACGGCGUUUUUGUUCCGGUCCACGCGGACCCUCUACGUGGGUGCGUGGCCCUGCUUUGCGAUGCCGCUGGGCGGCUGGCCGUUUGUGUUUGCGUUUCCGUACCAGCCGCAUCGCGGCCAGUCGUGGCAUGCUUGGACCAGUGCGUCUGUGGAAUCGGGACACCCGAAACAAUGGAGCGCAGUUCAUGCGUCGCGUAGUCUUCCGCGCUCUUUCUCGUACGAUGGGGACACUGUUUGCUCGGCUUUGGUUGAGUAUCGCCUAGAGGCGAAGUGGAUGACCUCGGUCCGCGAGCAGCAAAGAGACUCGGUGUUGUUGCCGUUCGACACCUAUCGAUGGGAUGCGGACCCCGGCGUUGCGCCCGUUGUCAAGACGGAGCAUUUCUCACUUCGGAGCCCGCUGGUGCAGCGUGAAGAACCCGAGAAGUGUCCUCUCACUUUCAGAGACAAGGUGCUUCAGGGCGCCACGCCGCUGAUUGAGCUGGGGCUCAUCUAUAUCUCCGAGAAAUCGACUGCCUCCGAGAUUCCAACGGUGUUUCUUCGAUCGAUUACCGUGGAGUUGGAGCACAGCACGGCGGUGCGAACCCUGCGCCGGGCUGCGAGCCACUCCUUUGUAUCGACGUUGGAUAGUAAAAAGUCGCUGGAGAUUGCGCUGCGGGGAUCAGGGACCGUUGAUAUCGCUGAUAUUCUCGAGUUGAACACAGAGGAUAUCCCGUAUGAUCUAUACACUUUUAAUGUUUCCCAGAAAAACAGUCUGAUUGUGCGCUUUGGCGUGGAAUGCCUGGGGCAACGCUUCGAAUUUCAGCAUACUAGUCGUUUGGCGGUGCUGUCACCCUUCUAUGAAGAGAGCCCGCCGAGUUUCUAG